This is a messenger RNA of Paramecium primaurelia, 1354 nucleotides long. The record is from the annotation of a GenBank genome assembly. NCBI's taxonomy places the organism in Eukaryota, Ciliophora, Oligohymenophorea, Peniculida, Parameciidae.
AAUCUAAACAAAUCUUGAUUAUAUUUAAUUUAUGAUUUAAACUCAAGCCCAUCUUCCCAAAGAAUGGAUCGAUUUCUUAGAAAAAAUCAAAAACUUAGACCCUAUUGAUAUAGAAACAGUAACAUAAUAUGUAAAAGUGCGUGUCAACCACUUUCCAACUGAUUAAUAAAUGACAGAAUACUAUGAAGAAGUAUUUUCAAAGUAAUAUAUUGAUAUUAAUUUAUUAGAUCCACUAGCGAUGUAAACAGAAAAAAAUGGCAUUAACAAGACAAAAAUUUACUUAUAUGGUGUAUGACAAAGCAUCUAAUGUCAUAGAAUCGCUCAGAACUUAUUCCUGUAAUAGUUAUAUAUAUUAUUUAAGAAUGAUAAUGAUUGGGAUUAUGUAUCAAAAAUUCUGGGUGUUGAUAAAAAUUUAGUUGAAUUAAAAUGGAUAUCUCUUCUUCAUUCUAAUUUAAAAAUUAGUCCCUGGUCUAAAGAAGAAGAUUAAAUACUGAUUAACAUUGCAAAGUAUCCUUUUAUAUUUAUAAUUAAGUGACCAUUAUUAUAAAAAUAAUUGGACUGAAUUGACUAUUUAAUUCAAUUCUAUAUCUUCCACAUAGAGAUAUCCAAAAUAAAUAAGAGAACGUUGGAAUAAUGUGCUGAAUCCAAAUAUUUCUAGAUCUACCUGGACUAAAGAAGAAAAAAUUUAAUUACUUCAAUUGAUUUUGAAUUAUGGUAAAAAAUGGUCCAAAAUCUAAGGUGAAUUAAAUGGAAGAAGUGAAAAUUAAAUUAAAAAUUAAUACAAUGGAAUUAUAAGAAAUUUAAAAAGAUUUAAUGUAAUUAUUUAUAUCUAAUCAGUAGGUUUAAGAAAGUGAAGAAAGAUUAUUGAUCAAAGCUAUAAUAGAAAAUCCAGAUUAGAAAUUAAGUUUGACAGUUACAUAAUUCAUGUCAGACUUCUUAGCCAAAAAAGAAUCAUCAAAAAUUAUAGAACCUCCAUAAAUUAAUUAAAUCACUGAAUCAUAAAUCCAAAAGAAACCCUAUAUUGAUACAUCUUCUUUAGAAACUGGAAUUACUGCAACAAGUACUAUUAAUAUUUAUAAAAGAUAUUUUAUUAUAAGAAAAAUUGAAUUAAUGUAAAGAGGUUUAAUAGUAGAUGAUUUAAACAUCAAUUUAAUAAAACUAAUAUUUUCCUACUCCUUAAUAAUAACACUAUUCAUCUACACCAUUACAAUAUAAUCAGUAUUAUUAUAAUAAUAAUAAUACUUAUUAUCCAAAUUAUCAUUAAUAAAAUUAACAAUACUCAAACUACCCUAAUUACAAUUAAGUAUAAUUGUAACCGUCAUAUUAGUAAUAUCAUUAUGGGUAUUAUUAAUGA